GCCCCGCCCCGCCCCGCCAGCCCCGCCCCGCCCCGCACCGCCAGCCCCGCCCCGCCCCGCGCGCUCCUCGCAUUGGCCGAGUCCCCGCGGCCACACCCCCUACCAGAUUGGGGCCGCUAUUGGACGCGGCGGCCGCGGCCAAUCGGAGCCGCUCUUGCUGCGACGCCGCGGUCGGAAGCGGAACAAGGUCGAGGCCGGGUUGGCGCCGGAGCCGUUGAGGGGCCGCUUGGAGCUCGUGUGGGGUCUCCGGUCCAGGCGCGGCAUGGGCGUCCUGGCCGCAGCGGCGCGCUGCCUGGUCCGGGGCGCGGACCGAAUGAGCAAGUGGACGAGCAAGCGGGGCCCGCGCAGCUUCAGGGGCCGCAAGGGCCGGGGCGCCAAGGGCAUCGGCUUCCUCACCUCGGGCUGGAGGUUCGUGCAGAUCAAGGAGAUGGUCCCGGAGUUCGUCGUCCCGGAUCUGACCGGCUUCAAGCUCAAGCCCUACGUGAGCUACCUCGCCCCUGAGAGCGAGGAGACGCCCCUGACGGCCGCGCAGCUCUUCAGCGAAGCCGUGGCGCCUGCCAUCGAAAAGGACUUCAAAGACGGUACCUUCGACCCUGACAACCUGGAAAAGUACGGCUUCGAGCCCACACAGGAGGGCAAGCUCUUCCAGCUGUACCCCAGGAACUUCCUGCGCUAGCUGGGCGGGGGAGGGGCGGCCUGCCCUCAUCUCAUUUCUAUUAAACGCCUUUGCCAGCUA
Gorilla gorilla gorilla (western lowland gorilla) is the source of this 736-nucleotide messenger RNA. RefSeq names its product mitochondrial ribosomal protein L41 (gene MRPL41). Gene Ontology annotation, molecular function: structural constituent of ribosome. Lineage: Eukaryota; Metazoa; Chordata; Mammalia; Primates; Hominidae. Gene Ontology annotation, cellular component: mitochondrial large ribosomal subunit. Bases 263 to 676 code for a protein of 137 amino acids. Gene Ontology annotation, biological process: translation. The transcript has 2 exons. The record is from RefSeq and is a predicted model, not a curated record.